This is a messenger RNA of Amoebophrya sp. A25, 5319 nucleotides long. NCBI's taxonomy places the organism in Eukaryota, Dinophyceae, Syndiniales, Amoebophryaceae. The record is from the annotation of a GenBank genome assembly.
CACCGCGACUGCAAGAACACGCGAAGUACUUACAAACUUUCAUCUUCAUUUGCAAUUGAUCGUCGAAUCGGUGCGCGCUCGCGUUCGUAAUGUAUCUAAGGAAUCCUUCUUCCUUUCGGUUUCUGUAUGCUUCUCCUUCUGUGUAUGAUCUGGACGACCAGGAAUGUUCGUCCGUUUACCUCUUCACUCUGCCCAACAACCCUAGGAAUUUGUACGUAAGAAUUGAGAAGAGAUGGAUCUUAUGUGUAAAGUCCAAGAGCAUAAUCCCCCCUGUGCUUGUGAGAUCGAAGAAUACACAGUAGGUACAUCCAUGAAGAAAGGUCUAACCACUAUUUCUUGCUUCCACGUAAAACUACUCAUCAACGUAAAUUUGCAGUAUAUAAUUUAGAAUGUCGGAACUCUCAUUGUAAGCAUUUGACUCGUUCAUUACUAAUCCAACUGUUCCAAGAUGAUCGAUGAAUUUCAGCAGAGCUUCACGUAGCAGAAGUAAGCGCUUCAAAUAUAUGUUUACACGAAACGUAGAAUUCUUGAAAACGCGUCGUCAUCAGAAGUGUAAAAAUUAUCAUCCACAACAAGAUUUCAACCCACAACGGUCGCUAAAAUUUUACUCUCAGAGACAAGUUUUGAUAUAUUCGUAGGUCUAGUAAAUAUUUGCUUAGCAACAUCAAUUAGAACAAGAACAUCCGGCUUCCUAAAUUAGUGGUACUGAUCCAUUCUAAAGUGACAUUUUAUCUAUGAGCUUUGAUCAAGGCAUAAAAAAAAGGAAACACAACACAAAAAAAUGGAAGACGCGCCAAUAUUGACUCCCUCACUUUGAUGCUGGUAAGAAAAUAGUAAUAAAUCGCACUCGAUAUUAUAUGAAUGCGCUAACACCCGAGUUUCUUAAUAUGUCAAGUAAAGCCUGCUCCUGAAGAAGCAUUUCUCAAUUACGUACUCCGAUUGGUGAAAAACAUCUUUGUCUCAUGUAUUGUAUUCCAUCUUAGUCGCCACCAACAGUACCCGAGCAGAAAGAAAUCGCACACUUGCGCCCUUCAAGGAACAAGCCGAUUGAGUAGAGCGGCGUGCCCUGCAACGUAGCUAGAGGUUUGCGGUAGCGAGAACUGCAGUAGAUAGUAGGAAACACGUAGUAGACCAAACACGAAAAAGACGACCAUAAGACCACAUCAUCUAUUAUUCGAACACGUCUUCAGUGACCAUAACAUUCCAGCACCAGAAGACUUGCAGUGAUCUCCUGGCAGAAGGAGAGUUUCCGGCAAAAUGGCGAGCAUCUUACAGGAUUUGGCUGUCGAUGUAUUCGGCAUGGCGGGGCAGAAGCGUGCGGGAGCGUUGAAAGACGAGACCGGGGAGGACAUAUACAAAGCGAUUUUUGAUUCAGGCUCGUUUGGGAAGGAAAGAAGGUUCUCGCUUUAAACAAAUUUACUAAUCUAUUUGAUUCUUUGAAUAUGUUUUUUUAUUUUACCUCGUUUUGUGAGUGCAUCUGGUGAGUUGAUAUCGUGUGAUCAGCUUUUCCAUACUUUCCAGAGGGACAGCGGAUCCUUGAUUCUGUUCCGAAUUGUUGAUGGAGUAUUCGAUUAACUUUCGUCGACUUCACUGCAGGUUUCAUGGAGACCUCAAUCAUGCGGCGCUGUCGUCGCCGUUUGCCCGGACGAGCUUUUAUGGCGGAAAAUAUAAGCACGCGCAUGAGAAGUAUGAAUUCAACGUAGACGGAUCCGACCUGCAAGUGAGUCAGCAUCGGAAAGAGCCGUACUAUUGUUGACUCGUGCUUUUGUCAUUUUCGCGUCUUGUUGACAAAAUGAAUAUUUCGGCUUCUGCAGCGUUCACCCGAUUAGAAAGUGUAAUAGACGGAUGACACGCAUGGAAUUUAAUCGAUAAGAUGAUGAAUGGCAACGCAUGCGUGUAGUGCUCCCUGAUCCUUGCAGCAACUUGAGAGACUGCGACACACAUGAAAAACAUGCAAAACCUAACGGCCUCGCUCGGUGCGUCACACUCGGGAAACCCUGGCGAGGGACUUGGCUGAUAUUUCCCAGCAAGCAGCCUCGCCGAGGCAGGGACUGGGGGACUUUUACAGAAUGGCUCGCCGCGCGUUAAAGUCCAGGCCCUUGGAAUAUUUGGGAGCGGUCCGUGCGAGAUGGACGCCAAGGCCGUCCCCAAGCGCUUCCGCGUGGCUGUUUGCCAAAUGCGCGCGCCGCCCUUUCGGGUGGGAGGGUCGGCCGUUCUCGCAAGGGUCGGCUAUGCCGUUUCUUGUGCGAGUUUUGUUUGCGGUCUUCUUCCUUUUGCUGUCUCUGUGGGCGACUCUGUGAGGCGCUCGAGACCAGGCGGGAGCUUGUUGGCUUUUCUGCUCUUGCUUGGUUUUUGCCGGGUGGGUUGUCCACUCGCGGGAACGCUGCCAGAAGCCGACUAGAAACCGGACCGCCAAAAUUUGAAAAAACAACAAGCCAAAACUUGGGCUCUUGUUUCUACUUAUUUGAGGCGUAUCCGGGGCUAAUAGCUCAGUGGCCUGCUGUUUAUGGGCGCGGGCUCUGUGCGUGCGGCUGAAAAAGUUGACUCACCUCGUGAACCCUUAAAACGUAAGCCCGACCGGCUUGAGCUGAAACAUGAAAAGAAUGAGAGGGCGCGCAUGUUGUUGCUGUUCAGUCAUGUGGCUGAUCUGGUUCGCCUUGUUGACCUUCUUCUGUUCUGAGCUUGAUCAGGAUUAUGGCCUUGGCCUUCUUGCUCAUCAUUUUCAUCACCAUGAGACUCAAAAAAGUGCCAAGCUAUUAGGCUCAUGGAGUUUGCGGCCUUCACACUCAGGAACCUAGGAAUGCAUAGACGCCGGGGGCCUUCUGGCCAUACCAAUCGCCAGCAACAUGCACCACAGUCAGGAGCAGUCCGGCUGGCUUUUCUUUGGCUUUCAUGUUUUGACUUUGCUUGACCGUUAACAAUUGAGGUUCAUACAACAAAGCCAGCCACUCUUAGAGCAGACUCCGCCACUCUAGACUCUAGUCGGGUCCCUUCGUGUUUUUUUUCCUCCCUCAGGAUUCACUUUAGCCACGGGUCUAGAAGAUAUGAGGGAGCGGCAUCAUUUUGCAUCAAUCCAGAGUGUCUGGUUUUCAUCUGGCAUGGAGAUGAAUGGACUCCGUUUGGUCUCGGUCAAAAUCAAAGAAAUUUGGGAUGAUCCUCGUCAGAAAUGUAGAAGUAUGGACUGAUUCAACAGGAUUACGUGAUUUCUCGAUCCACAUCAAUGUCUUUGAAACUCAAUCCUCAGGAUCACGAUGGUAAUGAAGCGCGGGGGCGGUAGAAGCGACAACUCUUCGAGCAGAGGUGGUGUUCUAAUGCGAUUCCAUCACACGGGGAAGUCUAGUUUUGCGGGCUGGUUGCCGUGGACGCUGUGGGGCACCACAAAAAACGCCAAUGAUAGCACCGCGAAUUCUGGCCAAGUAGGGCAAGAAGAACAGCAAACGGAGUCACGGUUGACGCCGUUCAGAAAAUAUGCUUCAGAUCAAUGGGAGCAAGCAAAGAGAAAGGUAGGUAAAACAUUCGAAGAGGUCACGGCAAAUCCAGCAGUUCAGCUUGAUCCGGCAUUUCUGGAGAAUAAUGCGAGAUAUUGGAAAUGUGACAACUUGUGUUCAUGCAUCACAGGACGACAAGCAGAUUCGGCAGGCGGUGUCGGAGUACCCUCCUCGGCAUCCGAAGUGCCUGAAGAUGGACGCAACUCAGACGCAAGUCCCCAAGCGCCUAGAUUUGCCGUGAACGAGAACUACAGAUGUGAGCCGAUCAAGAACUCACCAUUCAACACGCGAGUUGGGGGUACCUGCAAGGAUCCAGCUACAGGCAAAUUUGUACCCGAGACAGAAUGUCAAUUUGUGUGCGGUAAAAAUGGAGUGGAAUGCUCGUGCGCAUCCGGGGAUGACAGUGAAGAAACUUCCAAUGUGAAGACAGACGCCAGCGUGGAUUGCACGGGCAUGCUGGUUGGCGAGCAAUGUACCGACUGUCUAGAUGUUCCCCUUGUCAUUUAUUUCCUAUAGCUGCAACAACGUGAUUACACUUCUCGUCUUGAAAUAAAAUUUUCAUCAGAGUGACUUGUUAGGUACCGCUUGAAUAUAGCGAUUUGAUUAAGUACACUUUGUGGACUAAAGAAUAGCAAUGUUUUUGCUCCCGAGAGACUCUCGUCUGGACAGCGUCGAAAAAUGUAGGAAGACGCAGACGAGUAGUUGCCUCGCUUACCUGCGAAGUACUAUCGUUCCAAUGAACAUGCGAAUAGAGCAAUGAUAGUAUCCGUCCGCGCCAGGACUCUAACAGAGGAGGACACCACUGAGGGUCAGUAGAGUUUGGACGCACUCGGUGGAUGGUCGUGAUGUAACAAUUUUACCGCAUAUAACACUUCACUCAGGUGGUAGCCUUGCAAAAGAAGGGACGCGCUGCCUCAUGAAAGUAAAGGACUGUCAGAUCUACGAUAAUAUCGCAGAUAUCGGCAAUGGGACAUACAUAGCAGACACGGAGCGCAAGUGCGACAACCGGCGCGUCAAUAGAAUGCUCGGCGGCAAGUCCUCCGGUUUGCAAGGAGAGAGAUGCGUUUCGCCGAGAGGGAAGAAACAAGGGCGUUCACCCGUAGUAAAAGCUAAUGAUGAGAAACGCUGGGCGUACUGCUCUCAACUAUAAGUAGGAGCGGUCGAUGCAAGUAAUGCUCCAGUCGGGAUGUACCAGUGGGGAAUCAAUAAAGACGUCGCGGGCAUCCGGACUGCCAUCUCGGACGCGAACAAUCCGGCUGCUGACUUGGAGAGCGGAGAUGGCGGCACUUGGAGAGAACCUCACCCGUGAGUACGAGCGUGCGCCAAUUUACAAUCAUUUCCAACUAGCAUACGAAAAGAACUGAGUGCCGGGGGCUGUUGGCCACGUGUAAAUGGGUAAUCUAGUUGUUGUCAACUAGACCGAGCAAAAGAAUGAAUCUCGAAAGAGAUCAGACAGAGAUCAGACGAAUCGCUCCCGAAGUGGAACGAUGGCAAAGCAUUUUCGUGGGUAAAACAAAACCUACGAGGUUCGUCAGUUUUGUACGACGUGCAGGCUGUUCAAAAGAUUCGGAAAUCAUGCGAAGAAACCGACGGCGCACCAUCGUCGGGCUUGGGUCUCUCGCUCUUGUUUCUUCGUUGCACGACUUCAGCAAAGCCUAAAAGUCAGCUUCUAUCUUUACUGCUUUUCCCUCGCUUUCCCUUACUUUCUCUUUCUUACUUCGUUCAAAAACAGCUACAAAAUACCUACAGACUUCAACAGGCUGGCUGAGUAUGGCGCUGCGGCUCUACUUCUUUCGUUCAGGUUCUCCGUGACGGCUCAAAGACUCGCACG